GCCCGCAGGGACCCGCGGAACGGCCGCUCCCCGGCGGUGGGGGGAGAACGGAGAAUAACCCGGUGCCGGGGCGGGGGGAAAGUGUGUUACGCAGAGAGAGGAAGGGGGGAACAAGGCCUUUGUAAGAGCGAAAAAUGUUUGUGCGGAGGCGGGGGGUGAGGAAAAGAAAAAACACACCACAAAAUGGGGGGAAAAGGAAAAAAAAAAAGCAAGUGUUUCUGCCCGGUUUCGAACCGGGGACCUUUCGCGUGUGAGGCGAACGUGAUAACCACUACACUACAGAAACGCCGUGGGUAACGUUGCCCCUCCGCGAGGUCUACGGCUGCACAGGGGGCUCCGGUCGCGGGGGGCGGCGAUGGCUGGACCCCUCCCGGGGGCUCCGCGGGUGCGGAAAACUCCGGUGGGGAAAGAAAAAAAAGAGAUAUAAGCGGGGACGAUUCAAAAUUUAAUUGCCCGAGGCGGGGCUCGAACCCGCGAUCCUGAGAUUAAGCGGCCUAUAGUCUACUAUAGCCCGCCCCCUCAGGCCCCGCCCCUAAACUCCGCCUCGCCCCCCUUCCCCGAGACCUCCAACAGCAACGAGGUGUCGGGGUAGACAAGCCCCCAUGAGACCACAGAGACUACCGGGUCGCCGCGGCCUCUGUCACCGCCUCCCUCCGCGUCAACGAGGAGACGCCGUUCCCGUUAGAAGCGGGGGGUGGGGGGUAGAACGCAAGAUCGGGGGGGGGAGGAAUUCGACCCUGUCCGUUUCCGCCCAGCCGGUAACUUAGCAACCCGCCGCCGCCGCCUAGCGCGCCCGCUUCCGGUCAGGUGACGGUAAAGGGGCGGGGUUUACCGAGGGGAGGCCGGAAAGCGGAAGCGCCGCGGCGUUUCCCGUCUGUUGGCGGAGCUCGGCACCAUAGAGAGGAGCGGCGGCGGGGGCGGGAGAAGGGAUAGAGUGUCUCCUUUCCUCCCCUCACCCCACCUCCGGGCCCGGGCCGGUGACGGGGCAGCGGCCUAACGAGGGGCGGCAGCUCCGGGCCCGUUUGGGCUGAGGUUGGGGCCAGGCUCGGCGGAGGGGGAGCGGUGAGGCCUAGAGCCCGGCCCCGCUGUCCGGGGGGGGCUUGUUGUUUGGGCCUUAACCGGGGCCCGGUGAGGCCUUGGGGGUGUCGUGAGGGAGCACCAGGGGCUGGAGGAAGAGGAGAAUCGGCCCGUCCCACCCCCCCUUCCUCAUGGCAGCCACAGCGGUUUUAGGGGAUGGGGUCCCUUCGGGGGGCUCCGGCGGGCGGCUGAACCCGGUGGAGACGCUGCAGGAGGAGGCCAUUUGCGCCAUCUGCUUGGACUAUUUCGUGGACCCCGUUUCCAUCGGCUGCGGGCACAAUUUCUGCCGCGUCUGCAUCUCGCAGCUGUGGGGCGGCGAAGCCGAGUACGAGGUGGCCCCCGGGGCGGCGGCGGCAGCGGUGGUGGGCAACGGAGAGGUGGGGAUGGGCGACGUGCUGGAAGAGGAUCUGGAGGAUGAGGAGGAUGAGCUGGAUGAGGACGAGCUGGAUGUGGAGCAGGAGGAGGAGGAGGAGGAGGAGGAUGGCGGCGCGGAGGAGGAGGAGGAGGAGGAGGAGGAAGACGACAUGUGGAGCGAGGAAGAAGAUGACGGCAACCUGUGGGAAGACCCCGUGGAGGAGGACAUGUGGGACGGUGGGGUCGGGGGAGAGCUUUACUUUGGGGACGAGGACUAUGACGAGGACGUGAUGGAGGAAGACGUGGAGGAAGAGGAGGAGGUGGAAGAGGAGGAAGAAGAGGUGCAGACGCCUCCUCCCCCUGUCCUGGCGGCGCGGCCUCGACGCCUCCAGACCUUCACCUGCCCUCAGUGCCGAAAAACCUUUUUCCAGAGGAAUUUCCGCCCCAACCUGCAGCUGGCCAACAUGGUGCAAAUCAUCCGCCAGCUUCACCCGCACCCCCAGCGCCUCGCGCCGCCCGCAGCCGGUCCCUCGGUUUCGGGGGCCGCCGCCGGGGUGCCGGGGGUCCUGGUGGCGGUGGGGGGUCAAGGGCCCCCCAAUCUGUGCGAGAAGCACCAGGAACCCCUCAAACUCUUCUGCGAGGUGGACGAACAAGCCAUUUGCGUGGUGUGCAGGGAGUCGCGGAGCCACAAGCAUCACAGCGUCGUCCCUCUCGAGGAGGUGGUGCAGGAUUAUAAGAACAAACUCCAGAGCCACCUGGAGCCGCUGAAGAAGAAGCUGGAUGCCGUCCUGAAGCAGAAAUCCACCGAGGAGGAGAGAAUCACGGAGCUGAGGGACAAGAUGAAGCUGGAGAUCAAGGAAUUCGAGUCGGAUUUCGAGGUGCUGCACCAGUUCCUCAUCGGGGAGCAGGUCCUGCUCUUGCACCAGCUGGAGGAACGCUACGAGAGCUUGUUGGCCCGCCAGAGCAGCAACGUCAGCCAGCUGGAGGAGCAGAGCGCAGCCCUCAGCCGGCUCAUCGCCGAGGCGGAGGACAAGAGCAAACAGGACGGGCUGCAGCUCCUCAAGGACAUCAAAGGCACCUUUAUCAGAUGCGAAAACAUCAAAUUCCAGGAGCCCGAGAUGGUGCCGGUGGACGUGGGGAAAAAAUACCGCAACUAUUUUCUGCAGGACGUGGUGAUGAGGAAGAUGGAGAAAGUCUUCAGUAAAGUCCCUCAAGCCGACGUCACCCUGGACCCCGACACGGCCCACCCCCGCCUGAGCCUCUCCCUGGACCGUCGCAGCGUCAAACUGGGCGAACGGCGGCAGGAUUUACCGGACAACCCCAAGCGUUUCGAUUCGGAUUACUGCGUCCUGGGCUCCCAAGGUUUCACGGCCGGCCGGCACUACUGGGAGGUGGAGGUGGGGGGUCGGCGAGGCUGGGCGGUGGGGGCGGCCCGCGAGACGGCUCGCCGUAAAGAAAAAACCACGGGGCCUCACCAAAAACGGGAAAUCUGGUGCGUGGGCACCAACGGGAAGAAGUACCAGGCGUUGACGGCCACCGAACAGACGUCGCUGUCGCCCAGCGAAAGGCCCCGGCGCUUCGGCGUCUACCUGGACUACGAGCGGGGCCAGCUCUGCUUCUACAACGCCGAGAGCAUGACCCACAUCCACACCUUCAACGCCUCCUUCCACGAGCGCAUCUUCCCUUUUUUUCGCGUUUUAGCCAAGGGCACCCGCAUCAAAAUCUGUGCCUGAGCCGGCGCCGGAUCCGGGAUCCGGCCUCGCGCGCGGCCGCACUCUUUCCUUCCCACCCCACCCCGCCCCCCGCCUUCGGAAUCCCGUUUCGGGAUCCAACGCUGCACUUGUCGUCUUCUUGCUUGCUCACAAAGACCUUCCAUCGGCUCCUCGGCGGGAUCUCGCCGCCCGCCCCGAGCUGCUUUUGUUUGGAAUCGGGACGGAGCCGCCUCGGAAGGUGGUUUUCACUCGGGUUCUUGCUCCUCUCUCCCUUUCCCCCACGUCAACGCCUAAAUUUUCCAGCGCGUUCUCCGCCCCUGUUGAGUUUUUGAGGAGCGUCUCGGUUGUCUUCUGCGGGGGGGGGGCGGUGGUGCGUACGUUGAGGAGCAAACGCUCUUGGCUUGCAAUUCCAUUGGUUUUCCAAAAAAAUAUUGGGAAGGAUCUGCCCCGGAAGGUGGUUUUCGCUUGGGUUCUUGCUCCUCACUCCCUUUUCCUCAAGCCAACGCCUAAAUUUUCCAGCGCGUUCUCCGCUUGUGUGGAGUUUCGAGGAGCGUCUUGGCUCCCUUCAGAAGCUCCCGGGGGGGGGGGAGAUCCGUACGUCGAGGAGCAAACGCUCUUGGCUUCUUGAAAUUCCAUCCUCUUGCCAAAAAAUAUUGGGAAGGAUCCGCCCCGGAAGGUGGUUUUCACUUGGGUUGAGUUUUGAGGUGCAUCUCGGCUCCCUUCGGAAGCUCCUGGAAAGGGAGAUCCCAACGCUGAGGAGAAAAAUCCUCUUCGCUUCUCGAAAUUCCAUCGUUUUUCCAAGAAAAGUCCUCGGUUUUCAUAUCCCGGUUGCGCCGAGGUGCCUGGAUUUCUUGGGAUUCGCCGUCUGAGCAUCGCCAGCCCCCAGCUGGCGUUUGGGCCCGGAGUCGAACCCGCUUCACCCUUCCAUCGUCUCCUUCCCAGGCCGGGGGGGGGUUCCGGGUUCCAAUUUCCUUUAAACCUCCCCAAAAUCCUUUUGGAACCAUUUUUUUGUGGGUCUGGCACUUUAUUCGGGGCCGAGGAGGGUGCAAGGAGCCGGUUUUCUCCUCCGGCGCCGGCGCGUUUCCAGCCGCGGAGGGAAGAACCGCCCUCGCCCUCCUUCCCCUGGCGGCCUGAGCUCUCCGAGCUGGGGAAUAUUUAUUUUCUUUUCCCCUUUUUUCGGUCUUUUUUCCCCCCUGGAAUUUCCAGCUGACUCCCGUCCCACUGGAGAGACUCUGACCGCGCCCGUUGUCGUUUAUUCUUUUUUUUUUUUCCGUUGGUGGAUUGGUAUUAUUUUAUUUUUAUUUUUUUGUUUCUCCUGUUGGCAUUACAGAGCUAGUUCAAAAUAUUUUUGGCUAAAAUGAGAAUUAAAUGGAGAUUUAGUUUUAUGACAUGGCAAGAAAAUAAUAAUAAUAAUAAUAAUUAAUAAAGAUUAAGGUUGUAAACCCGAGUCUCUGGUUUAUUGAGAUGCCGGCGGAGGUUUCGGAGCCGGGAGCUGGUUUUUGAACGA
Chroicocephalus ridibundus (black-headed gull) is the source of this 4650-nucleotide messenger RNA. It is a transcript of the gene TRIM41, whose product is annotated as tripartite motif containing 41. Lineage: Eukaryota; Metazoa; Chordata; Aves; Charadriiformes; Laridae. Gene Ontology annotation, cellular component: cytoplasm. The transcript has 7 exons. The record is from RefSeq and is a predicted model, not a curated record. Gene Ontology annotation, biological process: protein ubiquitination. The coding region runs from base 1209 to 3164 and encodes 651 amino acids. Gene Ontology annotation, molecular function: zinc ion binding; ubiquitin protein ligase activity; protein binding.